GGAGGCUGCGUCUGGCUCGCGCUCUCACAGCCAUUGCAGUACAUUGAGCUCCAUAGAGACAGCGCCGGGGCAAGUAAGAGCCGGACGGGCACUGGGCUACUCUGUGCGGCGCUGAGGGUGAGUCUGGGGCAGCGCCGCGGCGGGGAGAGCGCCCCGGGCAGCUCCGAACCCCACGCGGGAGCCAGAUCCCCGCGGCCCGGAGCCGGCGGGUCAGGAUUCACACAAAGGAAAAUAAUCAAAAAUGGGCAAAGGUGAUCCUAAGAAGCCGAGAGGGAAAAUGUCUUCAUAUGCCUUCUUUGUGCAAACCUGCCGGGAGGAACACAAGAAGAAGCACCCAGAUGCUUCUGUGAACUUCUCAGAAUUUUCUAAAAAAUGCUCAGAAAGGUGGAAGACAAUGUCAGCUAAAGAGAAAGGAAAAUUUGAGGACAUGGCAAAAGCUGAUAAGGUUCGUUAUGAAAGAGAAAUGAAGACCUACAUACCACCUAAAGGAGAAACAAAAAAGAAGUUUAAGGAUCCCAAUGCACCGAAGAGGCCUCCUUCGGCAUUUUUCUUAUUCUGUUCUGAGUAUCGUCCAAAAAUCAAAGGGGAGCAUCCUGGUCUUUCUAUUGGAGAUGUGGCCAAAAAAUUGGGAGAAAUGUGGAAUAAUACUGCUGCAGAUGACAAACAACCUUAUGAAAAGAAGGCAGCUAAACUGAAGGAAAAGUAUGAAAAGGAUAUUGCUGCAUACCGAGCUAAAGGAAAACCUGAUGUGGGUAAAAAGGGAGGCGUUGUCAAAGCUGAGAAGAGCAAGAAAAAGAAGGAGGAGGAAGAAGAUGAGGAAGAUGAAGAAGAUGAGGAUGAUGAUGAAGAAGAUGAGGAGGAGGAAGAGGAAGAUGAUGAUGACGAUGAAUAAGUUUGUUCUAGAGCAGUUUUUUUCUUGUCUAUAAAGCAUUUAACCCCCCUGUACACAACUCACUCCUUUUAAAGAAAAAAAAAAUUUGAAAUGUAAGGCUGUGUAAGAUUUGUUUUUAAACUGUACAGUGUCUUUUUUUGUAUAGUUAACACACUACCGAAUGUGUCUUUAGAUAGCCCUGUCCUUUAGUGGUAUUUUCAAUAGCCACUAACCUUGCCUGGUACAGUAUGGGGGUUGUAAAUUGGCAUGGAAAUUUAAAGCAGGUUCUUGUUGGUGCACAGCACAAAUUAGUUAUAUAUGGGGAUGUAGUUCAUUUUCAUCUUCAGUUGUCUUUGAUGCAGCAUAUGAAAUAAUUGUUGUUCUGUUAACUGAAUACCACUCUGUAAUUGCAAAAAAAAAAAAAGUUGCAGCUGUUUUGUUGACAUUCUGAAUGCUUCUAAGUAAAUACAAUUUUUUUUAUUA
Monodelphis domestica (gray short-tailed opossum) is the source of this 1354-nucleotide messenger RNA. RefSeq names its product high mobility group box 1 (gene HMGB1). Gene Ontology annotation, molecular function: DNA binding. NCBI's taxonomy places the organism in Eukaryota, Metazoa, Chordata, Mammalia, Didelphimorphia, Didelphidae. Gene Ontology annotation, cellular component: nucleus. The record is from RefSeq and is a predicted model, not a curated record. Gene Ontology annotation, biological process: regulation of transcription by RNA polymerase II.